AUGAAAGCCUGGGACCUCAAGUCGGCAUUCUCUAUGUCAAAGCUGUGCCAGCUCGUCUCCUUCACCCCUCUGCGAUUUACCUCAUCACAUGUCACGUAUCUCUUCCACAGUUCCACUCUCAUAUUAACGCUAUCUUUCCUUGUGGACUCUACAAUUACUUUUAUCGGGCUGGUUUCGAAUUAUCUGUCGACGUGGUUCUCUCUAGGUGUAUGCUUGGGAGGUGUGCGGCGCACGCAGCACUUUGACGACAUCCACACCACGUCUUCCCAAUGUCUCUGCAUCCUCUCAUCGAUCUUUUGGUUCGGCUUCCUUUACUCUCAUGAAAUGAGAGAGUACACUGGGUCUACAUCGGAGGUGGAGCAGCUCUUGUUUGACUCAAUGAGGAUAAGACCUUGCUGCGAUGGCGUCGGGAAUACUAUCAAGUCGGUCGUUGCUUCGAUCGAGGGAGCUCCUGAGAUUCGCGCACAGCUGCAACCAAAUACACUACCAGACCCGACGUCUUCGCCGAAGGCGGGACUUCAACGAAAGCUCCCCGCAACGCCGAACUCUUUCACGAAAAUCACACGUAUACCGCUUAAACCACCACAGUUGGCACGGGAGCUCUCCAGCGACGGAUCUGACGAUGGGGCACGCCGCCGCCGCCGCCCGCGGAAGGAGUUCAAGUGUCUCCCUGUCAUGACACCUUUUUUCUUCUACCCACGUCUACGCCGCGAGGACUCGAUAGAAUCUCAUCAGUCCGAUACAUCCCCCCAGCCCCCCAGCCCGCUUUGA
Pleurotus ostreatus (oyster mushroom) is the source of this 771-nucleotide messenger RNA. RefSeq lists its product as uncharacterized. Bases 1 to 771 code for a protein of 256 amino acids. The record is from RefSeq and is a predicted model, not a curated record. Lineage: Eukaryota; Fungi; Basidiomycota; Agaricomycetes; Agaricales; Pleurotaceae. The transcript has 5 exons.